GGGCCCGUCGAGGCUGACAUUCGUGUCGGGGGGGGCGGCGAGGCAGUGCUUUGGCAGCGCAGACGGAGGCAGGUCCCUCACGGUCAGGGCCGCGCGUCCAGAAAAAAAGGGAACGCGCAGUUCCACGAGGCGCAGGGAUUUUCGCAGCUCUCCUGCACUUGAAAGUCCUGAGGAUUCCUAGGAACUCCCUCCAGCCCGCCCCGAUACUCACCUAGUCCUAAUUCUUUUCGCGUCUGCCUCCCUACUGUCCUCCCUAGUUCCCCAUCCCACACAUAAUUUCCGGUUACCUUAUGAAGAUUUCCCGCCUUGUCGUUUAUGGGGGCUGAAGUGAGGCGGCGUUCUAGGGCUGCCUCGUGUGGUGUUAGCUUUCGCUGAUUCCAAGGGAUUCGUUGUCACCCUGAAGUAAUUCACUUGUGGUCCGUUGGCAGUGGAACCCAAGAGGGCUGCACUUGUCCUGUGCCGAAUCAGUAGCUGAAGGUGGCAGUUGAGGGCUUGGAAUGCAGCUAGUCAGAAUGGAGACGUGCGGGAUCUGUACUAUCUUUCGAGGAAUUAGUAUGCAAAACAAGAAUGUAAACUAUUAACUUUUAUGCUCAUCAUAUGUCGAGAUAGCAUUUUGCGUGCAUUGGGUUAAAUAAGCUGCUAAACUGACUUUUACCUGUUGCAUCCGUGCUCAAAUACAUAACUGAGCAGGGCUCACCUGAAGAGCCAGCACAAAGGGCCUCGAAAGGAAAUGGUUCUCACUUUCACCCUACUCUCCUGUCUCUGCCUCUACAAAGCGUUUUGUGUCUUCCUGUAUUUUAUAAGCCCAGCGAAAGAAAAUUUCCAUCCGUAACCUUUAACAAAGCUUUGGAAUCGCCCUUUCGGUUCAGUUAUAGCACUUUGUACUGGUUCUGUAUGGGUUUUCGUUUUGUUUGCAUUGCAGAGGGCAUCUGGUGAGUAAACGUAUUUUUAGAAUGAUGGAAGACGAUGAUGAGGCAAAACUCCAAGAAGAAAUAGAAGCUGAGCUGGAUAAAAUCAGCAUUUCCUCCUUAGAAGAAGAUGAGGUUGAGAGUGAUCCAAAGUCGGACACCGAGAGUGAUGACAGUGAUACAGAGUUAGAUGAAUUUCCAGAGUCAGUUCUUCACUAUAUUAACAUCAUAAAGAACAAAAGUAAAACAGUUGAAGAGCUCAUUCUUCAGGACUUAGAAGAAGUUGAUGUUUUAAGCUGUAAUUAUGGAGGAGUUGCUAAUAAUCAUAGAUAUUUAAAGAUAGGAGUUUCAACUGAAAAUAAAGAAAAUCCGGAUCAAUUAAUGAAGAUAUUAUCUGAAAUAGAAAAGGAAGAAUUUUUGAGAAGUAAAGCCCAUUGUUCCAGUCCUGGUUCUGUUCUUGAGCCUCAUCCUCAUGAUUUGCCUAUGGAUGAACGUAUUGCACAAGAUGAUGGUGAUAUAAAUUUUGGGUAUUGUGAAGUGGAAGAAAGGUGCAGACAAUCAUUUGAGGCUUGGCGAGAUAAACAGAAAGAACUUGAGGACAAAGAAAAAGAAAUUCUCAAAGCUCAGAGAGAGAGAGAAGAAAAGCAAUUUCAAGAAGAAGAAGAAAAGAGACAUUGCUGGAUGAAACAAUUUGAAAUUGAGAAAAAGAAAUUAGAGAACAUUCAGAAGGAAGAACAGAACAAGAUAAAUGAUGAACUCCAUAAAGAAGAGAAAAUAUGGAAAGAAAAGCUUCAACAGCAUGAGGAAUUUAUUAGAAGCUUGCAUUUACAAAUGGAAGAGGAAAGAACAAGACUUAAAGACUUACAGGAAACAGAAAAAAUACGUUUGUUAAAACUACAGAAUGAUGCAGCCAUAAAAAUUCAAGCUAAAUAUAAAGCAUUUGUAGCAUACCAAAAAUAUGGCCCGAUCAUAAAAGCACAACUAGAAAGCAGGAAAAAGAAAGCACAAGAAUGGAAAGAAAUGGAAGCAAAAAUACGACAAAUGGAGGCAGAAAGGCAAAAACGAUUAGAAGAGGAGGAAAGGGUAGAAGAAGAGAUAAAAAGACAGAAACAAGAAGAAAAGAAAAGGAGAGAAAAAGACUAUGAAGAAAAAAAGAACAUUCUGAGACAAGAAAGAGAGGAACUGCGAAACAAGGAAAAAUUAAGAUUAACAGAAGAUGCAAAACAACAACUAAUAAUAAGUAGUACCUUAAAGAAAGAAAAUUCUAUUGAUAAAUAUCUAACUGUUGAAGAUAAGUCAAAGAAUAUGUGUGAUACAGCCUUAAAGAUUAUGGAUGAAAAUUUGAAGCAAGAAGGUAUUCCUCUUGAGGAAUCAAAUAAAACAGAAAAUGUAGAUACACAUCUAAUAGUGAAAGAAUUAGUGCAACCCAUAUCAAACCAAACAAUUUUGUCAGAAUUAAAAAUGGAAGGAGAAAAUACAAACCCAACAAAAAUACAGUGUUCAGAAAAAUUGGGCAAGCAAGAAAGAGAAUAUGAAAAUAUAAAUAAAAAUACUGGACUGGAAAACCCAGGUCCAAAAGAAAAUGUGAAAGAACAGUUUCAGAUGCAAGAAUUAAAUUCUCAAAUACAAAAAGAGAAAAAUGUCAGACAUGACGUAAAUAAGAAUGUGGGAGAUGAAAUCCAAGUAAUAAUAGUUGGACAUAGUAUAGGAAUUAAUGAGGUAAAAAACACGGAAGUGCAGAAAAUAAUCACAGGUGACCAACAGAGAGAGGCACAAAAAGUAGAAAAUGAAGAGGUACCAAAACACAAUGAAUCAUUACAUGAAGAGAAUAAUACUUCACUAAUUUCAAUGAAAGAAAAAUUGUUAUCAAAAUUGGAAAAGUCUGAAGAUACAAGGAAAAAUUUACACGUGCAACAAAAACAAACUGAUUUAAAAUCCAAAGAAAUUGAGGACAGUCCAGAAGGCAAUGCUCUGAAUAGUGACUUUGUCAUUUUUAAUGCCACUGAUGCCAUGAGAAAUACAGAAGGCAAAACAGACAAGCAAGAUUACAUUGUGGGAAGACAUACUCCUUGUGAAAAUUUGUGUGGCUAUAAUGUAGGAAGUUCCUUAGUUUCUAAAGAAGUUGGCUCUCAGAAAGCUGAGGUUAAAGAAAUUCCAAACCAGUGUAAUAAAAAUGCAGCUGAGUAUGAAAAUGUCAGCUCUGUACCAGAGUCAACACUUCUGUCUUCUAUUGAAGAAAAGAGACUAGCUUGGAUGAAAUCAUGUAAACCUUGGUGCAAAAUCUUCAGUCAGAAUCAACAGAAGAAAAUUGUUAAAAGAAGGAGACCUGUGAAAUGUGCAGCCAAUAGGAUGCCUCCUUUGAGUACACUAGAAAUUCUUCAGUAUGGCAGUUGGAAUACUCUACAGCAGGUUACAACAGUGACAUUUCAAGAUUUGCCAGGUUGUAAUCUCUCCCCAUUAGCAGAGUGUACAAACCUUCAGUUUCUAUCUCUUCGACGCUGUGGAUUAACUUCUUUGCAUGGCCUGGGUAACUGCCAUAAACUUAAGUAUAUUGAUGCACAGGAAAACCAUAUUGAAACCAUCAACUGUGAAAAUCUGGAAAAUCUCUGUGUUGUUCUUCUUAAUAAAAAUCAACUGACUUCUUUUCAUGGUUUGGAUGGCUGCACUAAUAUUCAAAAUCUUGAAGUUUCUCAUAAUAAAAUCACUCGAAUUGGUGGUUUAGAAUCUUUGAAAAAUCUUCAGCAACUAUUCGUGGACCAUAAUCAGUUAAUUAGUACAAAAGGUCUUUGUGACACACCUACCAUUAUACACCUGGAUUGCUCAUAUAAUCAUCUGACUGAUGUUGAAGGCAUUGAUAAUUGUGGGCUGCUCCAAAUAUUGAAGUUACAGGGGAAUUAUCUAAGUGAGCUUCCGUCCUUGGAUAAUCAUGUUCUACUAAGGGAAUUAUACUUGGAUGAUAAUAGCAUUUCAGCUGUGGAAGCAUUUUCUUCAUAUUGGCUGCCUUUAUUACAAAAUCUUACUAUCUCUCAAAACAGUUUGACAAAAAUUGUACCACUUUUUCAUUUUGUUUCCUUGGAAAAGCUAGACUUCAGCAACAAUUGUCUUUCUGAUCUUACAAGUCUCAUAAAAUGUUUUGAAGCAUGCUGUUCUCUCCGUGAAUUAUCUGUCACUGGAAACCCACUUCUUCAAGAAAUAAACUGGAGACAUUCUCUUCUUGAAGUGUUACCUUCCCUACAAAUCCUCAAUGGUGAUAUGCUAAGCUGUUAUACAGAAAGUCACCCUGAAGACAACUGUCAGCUAAAUUUAGGAUGUUUCCUAGAACUUUGUCAGACCCAGAUUCAACAAUUCAACCUACUAGUUGAAAACCAUAUCACAGGAAAAGGAGAUGUACUUACCUUGGAUAUGGCAGAAAAUCUCUAUAAUUAUUUUAAGAAAUUGAUGACACUUAGUAAUGAAUACCGAUACGCACAUGAACAUGGAGAUGUAAAUAUCACCGAGAGAGAUGAAUCCACAAUGCUGCACAAUUGUGUGGCUCCUGCAUGCAUUGACAGCCUAUUGCAAAAUAAAGACCUCUGCUCUUCCGCAAACAAACAGAAACAGGAGUCACUUAAUAUUCCUGAGAAAUUGAUGAACUCUGGCUCUACUCACUUCCUAUUAAACAACAACUCUGUACGUGAAGAUAUGGAAGGAGGAAAUCAAGAAAAAUUAAUAGGACAGAAGAGAGAAGACAGCGAAGCAAGCAAUAUCCCCCCCAAAAGAGCCCCAUUCAUAGAAACAGUGAUGACAAACUCUCUGAGGAAGCACCGAAAUCCAGUACACAGUGAGAAAACUAUGGCAGCUGUAUUAAUCCAGGCACACUGGCGUGGAUACAUCAUGCGCAAAAAGAUUAAAUUCUCCACAUGGUUUCAUACUGCUACAACAGGACUGCUACCUAAUUGUUGCAUCAAGAAUCAGACUGUUUUAAAGAAAGAAAAAAGAAAAAAUAUUGUGAAUACUGAAGAACAGAGAAGGAAGGCUGCUAUUCUCAUUCAGGCUGUUUGGAAGGGCUUUAUUUUGCGAAAGAAACUGACAGCAGCUCUAGAUGCUAUUAGAAAUGAAGACUCUGAAGAAGAAUAUGAAGAAAUUGAUUUAGAGGACUUUACUUUUGAUGAAGCUUCCUUAGAGAAAGAAUGGCUAGCUUUAGAUUCCACCCGCUUCCCUUCACAAACACCACUGCUUUCAAACCAGCUGCACCGGCCAAAGAUCUCUGGAACCUUAAAAUAUGAUGAUACUUCCCUUAACUUACCAAGUCAUCCAGCUCAAGCAUGGCUCUGUAAUGAAAAAGAAAAUGUGUUUUCAUCAGAACACCCAGGAUUAAACAGCAGAUCAGAAAAUAGAACUUUAACCACGACAUCUGAAUCAAAGACUAGUAGAAAGAGUUUGCUAAAAUCUGAGAAAGAAGAAAAAAUUUCAGAAGAAUGGGGUUUUAAGAAUAUUGCUACUGCUCAACAAAUGUUGAAGAGGGCACAGAAAAUGAAGUCAAAGAAACUAAAGAAAAAAAUAGAUCCCACUGUGCGUCUAACAUUAUUCAAAAGCAAUGAAAAUAAAGUUUCUGUUACAAAGUCACCAAAGAAGGCAAGGCCCAGAAGAGUUGGUUACUUUCAAGGUAAAGAAGACUCUAUCUAUGAAGAUACAACUGCAAAUGAAAAAUUAGAAAGGAGGAGAGAAUAUACAUACCAAUGGCUUCACACACAAGUUGGGGUUCAUGAAACAACUAGUUCCAGAAAUAUGAAAUGCAAUCACUUCUUGCCUGAGUUAGAUCCAGAUGUACUUAAUGGUGGAAGAGUUCAACUUAUGGCAAGACUUGUAAGCAGAGAAGACACGGAUUUAGACCUUUUUUCCAUGACCAGUGGAAGUGCUUUGUCUGUGAAUAGAGAAAAAAAAAGUCAGGCACACAGACACUCAGCGGGAUCUUCAACUUUAAUAGCAAGCGUUGAUUUGGAGGCAUCACGUUGGGAACUGAAGAUGUCUUCGGAUGCUGUGGACGCCACACUGCUGCAGAGCUGUGGGAAGGCUGACGAUGAAGCCGCGGAAGCAACGCAGCAGCAGCGCACACACAAGCACGAGGCCACCUGGCUUCUUGCCAUGAUACAUGACAUUCAAUUAUUUUAGUACUUUUUCAUGAGAGUUUUGCUCCACCAGCUCCUCCUUCCCUCCCCAGAUCAUAGCUUUUCUACAUUUGGCAUAGCUCUCCUGAUUCAGCACGCAUUUUUCCUAGCUUCACUUAUAAGCCUCAAACUCUAACUGCAAAAAUAAAGUGCUAAGAGUAAAAUUGUUGGAAUCCCAUCUUGACAAUUC
Messenger RNA from Oryctolagus cuniculus (rabbit), 6245 nucleotides. Lineage: Eukaryota; Metazoa; Chordata; Mammalia; Lagomorpha; Leporidae. The record is from RefSeq and is a predicted model, not a curated record.